AUGCCAUUCACCGCUCAUUCUCUUGUGCUGUCCUUGGUAUCUCAAUAUAUAGGAAAGUUUGGUAGGCCUGGAUUCGGACGGAUGAUUCAAGGAAAGCUUGCCUGGCCAAUCUUUGAAUCUGUACCACUUUAUGCCUUUACAGUACCUUGUUUGUGGAAUGGACUUGAGCUUUCAAGUGUACAGUGGGUGCUUAUAACCAUGUGGAUAGUACAUUAUAUAAACAGAUCCAUUAUUUUUCCAUUAAGAGCUCCAUCCAUCUCACCCAUAUCCAUCUACGUCAUUUUUUCUGGAAUUGCUUACAAUCUCACCAACGGCUAUCUCAACGGUCGAUGGAUAGGCCACUUUGGUGCAGAAUCCCUCUCCCAUACCCAAAUCACUGACAUCCGAUUCUGUAUUGGUGUUGCAAUGUUCAUAUUCGGCAUGUACGUCAACAUCACAUGUGACAAUAUUCUUUUCGAUUUACGUCGAAGCAACAGUCGACGCGAGGCUGAUCAUAACAUAACUGGUGGUGAAGAGGGAACAGACAUACAGUCAAGAGGGUAUUAUGCGAUUCCGCUGCGUGGAUGGUUUGCAUUUGUAUCAUCUCCUCAUUAUCUCGGUGAGAUUAUUGAAUGGACUGGGUUCGCUAUUGCCGCACCAAGUCCAGCAAGUAUCUUGAUGUUGGUGUUCAGCUGUGUAAAUAUGGUAACGAGGGCUUUAAAAUGUCAUCAAUGGUAUAAAAAUAAGUUUGGCGAUCGGUAUCCUCGGAAUCGAAUGGCUAUUAUUCCUGGAAUUCUGUGA
Molecule: messenger RNA, 780 nt
Organism: Batrachochytrium dendrobatidis JAM81
Lineage: Eukaryota; Fungi; Chytridiomycota; Chytridiomycetes; Rhizophydiales
Exons: 2
Coding region: 1-780 (259 amino acids)
Biological process (GO): lipid metabolic process
Molecular function (GO): oxidoreductase activity, acting on the CH-CH group of donors
Source: RefSeq, a predicted model, not a curated record